Molecule: messenger RNA, 336 nt
Organism: Solanum stenotomum
Lineage: Eukaryota; Viridiplantae; Streptophyta; Magnoliopsida; Solanales; Solanaceae
Product: cytochrome P450 704C1-like
Exons: 2
Coding region: 1-336 (111 amino acids)
Molecular function (GO): heme binding; iron ion binding; oxidoreductase activity, acting on paired donors, with incorporation or reduction of molecular oxygen
Source: RefSeq, a predicted model, not a curated record
AUGGGAAGGAUGAGCUACAUAUGGGGUGAUGACGCACAAGAGUUUAAGCCAGAGAGAUGGAUUGAUGAAAACGGUUCCUUCAAGCAAGAAAGCCCCUUCAAAUUUACCGUUUUCCAGGCUGGGCCAAGGAUAUGUAUAGGAAAAGAAUUUGCUUAUAGACAAAUGAAGAUCACUGCAGCGGUUUUACUACGAUUUUUUAUAUUCAAGUUGGCUGACGGAUCAAGGCCGGUCACCUACAGGCAACAAGACAAUGAUACAGCUUCAUAUAGCUGGAGGAUUACAUGUUCGCGCAAUGCAAAGAAUCGAUCAAAACUGAAAACAGCCAAAAAGUAUUGA